Messenger RNA from Closterium sp. Naga37s-1, 1209 nucleotides. Lineage: Eukaryota; Viridiplantae; Streptophyta; Zygnematophyceae; Desmidiales; Closteriaceae. The record is from the annotation of a GenBank genome assembly.
AUGGAGUGCAGCUCCCACGACAUGGAGUGCAGCUCCCACGACAUGGAGUGCAGCUCCCACGACAUGGAGUGCAGCUCCCACGACAUGGAGUGCAGCUCCCACGACAUGGAGUGCAGCUCCCACGACAUGGAGUGCAGCUCCCACGACAUGGAGUGCAGCUCCCACGACAUGGAGUGCAGCUCCCACGACAUGGAGUGCAGCUCCCACGACAUGGAGUGCAGCUCCCACGACAUGGAGUGCAGCUCCCACGACAUGGAGUGCAGCUCCCACGACAUGGAGUGCAGCUCCCACGACAUGGAGUGCAGCUCCCACGACAUGGAGUGCAGCUCCCACGACAUGGAGUGCAGCUCCCACGACAUGGAGUGCAGCUCCCACGACAUGGAGUGCAGCUCCCACGACAUGGAGUGCAGCUCCCACGACAUGGAGUGCAGCUCCCACGACAAGGAGUGCAGCUCCCACGACAUGGAGUGCAGCUCCCACGACAUGGAGUGCAGCUCCCACGACAUGGAGUGCAGCUCCCACGACAUGGAGUGCAGCUCCCACGACAUGGAGUGCAGCUCCCACGACAUGGAGUGCAGCUCCCACGACAUGGAGUGCAGCUCCCACGACAUGGAGUGCAGCUCCCACGACAUGGAGUGUAGCUCCCACGACAUGGAGUGCAGCUCCCACGACAUGGAGUGCAGCUCCCACGACAUGGAGUGCAGCUCCCACGACAUGGAGUGCAGCUCCCACGACAUGGAGUGCAGCUCCCACGACAUGGAGUGCAGCUCCCACGACAUGGAGUGCAGCUCCCACGACAUGGAGUGCAGCUCCCACGACAUGGAGUGCAGCUCCCACGACAUGGAGUGCAGCUCCCACGACAUGGAGUGCAGCUCCCACGACAUGGAGUGCAGCUCCCACGACAUGGAGUGCAGCUCCCACGACAUGGAGUGCAGCUCCCACGACAUGGAGUGCAGCUCCCACGACAUGGAGUGCAGCUCCCACGACAUGGAGUGCAGCUCCCACGACAUGGAGUGCAGCUCCCACGACAUGGAGUGCAGCUCCCACGACAUGGAGUGCAGCUCCCACGACAUGGAGUGCAGCUCCCACGACAUGGAGUGCAGCUCCCACGACAUGGAGUGCAGCUCCCACGACAUGGAGUGCAGCUCCCACGACAUGGCGCAGUGGCGAACUGAGGGCGGAGUUCCUGCCUCUGCUGUUUUCACCUGA